AUGAAACAGUAUCUGCUAUCAACAACGGCACUCGCGUGCGUGAGUCUUGCCGCAGCCACGGAGUAUUAUCCUCCUGCAGGCAUCCCACUCCUACCACUCCCCGACCUUUCCAUCGCCCCCAAGUUCGAUCCUGAGCCACUGAAGGCUGCACUGGACCGACUGAACAGUGAGGCGAUUCUCUUCAACACGUCUUCCACCUCUUACUCGGUCUCGAUAACCACGACUGAAGAUACAGUUUUUGAGUACCAUUGGACUGCACCAAACGUAAACACCACAGUUGGCGUCAGCGAGAUCAAUGGCGACACAGUCUACCGCAUCUUCUCGGUGACGAAACUGUUUACCGUCCUUUCUGCAUUGCUCCAGGAGGGAUUGGACAUAGACGGUCUUGUUUCUAAGCAUGUACCGCAGCUUGAAGGCUCGAAAAACUUCGAGAACACGACUUUGCGAAUGCUAGCCAGCCAUCUGUCUGGCGCUCCGCGCGACGGCUACGCCUUCGACACCUCUCUUCGGGGACCUCCUGAUUUCCUACAGGGCGAACUCGGCUUGCCGGAAAACACUACUGUCCCUGAGGGCUUCCCUAUUUGCAAUUCUAUAGAAUUUGGCCUAUGCGCUACUCGAGAGGAAUUUUUCGAAGGAGCGCUCAUAAGCAACUAUGUAUGGCCCGUCGGUCGUACUCCCGCAUACUCAAACUAUGCCUUUGUCAUUCUUGGCUACGCCAUCGAGUCUUUCACAGGCAAAUCGCUUCGAGACGUUAUCGAAGACAGCAUCACGGGCCCUCUUGGCUUGAGCUCAGCGACUGGCCUGGACAGUCAGGAUGCAUCGCUGAUGGUCAUACCUGGAGAGGUCGAUCACUUCGGUACUCAGGACAUCGGGGAAUGGAACGGGACUGCCGGCAUGUUCUCAACGCCCAAGGACCUCGCCCGCUUUGUUCGUGGCCUCCUCAACAACGAGUUACUCUCGAGCACCGACAUGGCCAAAUGGUUGAAGCCCGCCUCCUUCACCUCUUCUUCCAAAGGCGAAGCUGUCGGCAUGCCCUGGACCGUCUUGCGUCCCACAAGCCUUGGCCUUGACUCAGGCGAGAGACCCAUCGAUAUAUACACCAUGCCCGGCGGACAGGGAUACUACAACGCCUACGCAGCCAUCAUCCCGGAGUACCAGCUCGGCUACACCGUCAACGUGGCUGGUGUUGGCGACGAUCCGGCGCUGCGAGCCCUGCUCGACCAUCUUGUGCGCUACUCUGUCCCGCAUUUUGAUACCGUGGGCCGGAAGCAGGUCAGGGAAAACUAUGCGGGUCGCUAUGGUAGUAGUGAAUCGGCAAUCGAACUGGUGGUCGAUGAUGGUCCCGGUCUCAAGGUGAAGAGCUGGACUACUGGCGGCAAAGCUGUGUCGGAUGCGUGGGUCGAGUUCUUUGGUUCUGCUGCGCUGAACGCGGUUGAUGCAGACGUCAGAAUCUAUCCCAUCGGGGCGGAUAACCGUUGGCGCGUGGCAUUCCGGGGCAUUUCCGAUAUGAAUAGUACCGGUAUCUUUGAGGAUGCUUGUUAUACUUGGUUCAGUCAUGGGGCGUGGCUAUAUGCUGGUCUGCCGGUGGAUGAGAUGGUGAUUAGUCUUGGUGAGAACGGAACAGCUACUAUGGUCAGUGUGCCUGGUCUUCGGCAGAAUCUGGCUAGGUCUUGA
Messenger RNA from Alternaria arborescens, 1674 nucleotides. RefSeq lists its product as hypothetical. The transcript has 4 exons. The record is from RefSeq and is a predicted model, not a curated record. Lineage: Eukaryota; Fungi; Ascomycota; Dothideomycetes; Pleosporales; Pleosporaceae. The coding region runs from base 1 to 1674 and encodes 557 amino acids.